Penicillium alfredii is the source of this 366-nucleotide messenger RNA. RefSeq lists its product as uncharacterized. NCBI's taxonomy places the organism in Eukaryota, Fungi, Ascomycota, Eurotiomycetes, Eurotiales, Aspergillaceae. The transcript has 2 exons. The record is from RefSeq and is a predicted model, not a curated record. The coding region runs from base 1 to 366 and encodes 121 amino acids.
AUGUUCGACCCCUUUAACUUCUGCCUGAAGACGAGCGUGGGCAUCUCGGAAAUCCGGGGGUUGCGGAACGCGAGAGUGUUGGGUUGGGGCUGCGGCGGGAUCCGCGGACACCGGGAUGCUUGGCCAGCGUCACCCAAGACAGCACUUACUUCUUCGGACCGUUUGCACUUCCAAAGGCCCGAGUACCCGUGGAUUGAAUCGAUGACAUGUCUCCGAAUCAUACGAGCACGGAGGGUCCAGCCCCAUCGGCUGCCGCGCGCGCGAUCCGUUGCGACCGGACCUCGCCCUGUUCAAAUUGCCAGCUCGCCGGGGUUCAGUGCUUCACAUCGAGACGUGCCCCGAGAGAGAAGCGAGCUCGGGUCUUGA